GGAGAGGGCAGGAAGACAGAGAGCCUCCAACAUUUGGACUUUAUUUACACUUUACAGAAACAGCAUGGCGAGUUUGGAGAGAAAGCGCAAAGUGAAAUUCGACCCUAUGGAAUUAGAGGUGCUGGUAGAUGAGGCCAAUAAACACUUACAUGAGCUACAGCAAAAAAACCUGAGUGUCUCACAAAGGACCGCUAUAUGGGAAGAAAUCUGUGAAAACGUAAAUGCUGUUAGUAAAACGGUACGAACAGUGCAUGAAGUGAAAAGAAGACAUCAAGACAUCAGAAGAAGAACAAAAGAAAAAUUGGCGUAUAAUAAAACGUCAGUAGAUGAGAUACCUCUGACCAAGAUUGAGGAACAGGUGCAGUUAACGUUCUGCGAGGAGCAAGUCACUGGAAUUGCCGAGUAUGACACACUGGACCUAAAAGCAGAACAAGAAUCUUCAUCAGAAGUUCAGCCAUCCCCCUCAAAUUCCCCCAGAGCAGCCGCCACCCCUGCAGAGCCUCGAAAGGGCCCAGAGGACAUUGACCUGGAGAUGCUGCAGGAACAAAAGAAACAGUCUGCAGCCCUUCAGACAAUUGCACGGGAGAUGCGAGUGGCGUCAUCGUUGGCACGGGCGGCCAGGCGCGACACCCAGGCCAUUGCCACGCACUGCAGACAGGUGGUCAGCGCAGUAUCUGCCCUGACGAUGGCCGUCAAUUCUGUGGCAAGAGAGCUACGGGAAGGGGUUCAGGCAUUGACUGCCCUCAAUCCAGGUGGAGAAGUGGGCCGACCAAGUCCCACAGCGACAGCUAGGCAGCCUGGGACUGGAGAGGGUGGAGAGGUGCGCACGGCAGACAAGUUCCACCUGCGUAAAAGGAAACACAAAUAAUACACUCAACUGCCACGUUUAAGUUUUCUUAUACUGGCUGUGAAUAUUCAUUUUGUGUAAAACAGGCAGGGCCGGCUCAAGCCUCCGUGGGGCCCUAUAUCACUGCCAAUAAUAAUGAUUGUUGAUCAUUCACACACCUACUAUAAGUUAUUUCAUGUUCUACUCGUAAAACUAGAGAUGAGAACUUUCUGUUGUAGUUAGAUUGUAAUCCACAGUGAUUAAGGCCAUGGAAGCAGACAACAGAUUUGCAAACUGGCUGAAAAAUCUUUCAGUUAAUAUUUGGCAAAGUCAGCAAGUCCCCCUACUGGCCACCCAGAGAAUCAAUACAUACUGUAAAACCUCAAAGAGCAGCCUGGCAUGUUUUACCCAACUAUGGUUUUUAAUCUGAAAUGGUAGCAAAUUCAGCUACAAGAGCAGCCGGGGGUUGAUUUACACUUAAUAUUCAAAGUGAUAUAGUACUAAGUGGGACACCGAAUGUCAUCUAGGCCAACUAAAAGUAACAAAAUAAACCAAUCAUUUACUGUAAACACAAUCUGCUUUAUUAUUUUUUGUUUUAAAUAAACUGCAACACAGAGGGGACAGUGGGCACAGUGGAUGGAGCAAAGGAUGGAGAUGGACCUAAAAUGAAAAACAACAACAAAAGCUGGUCAUGUUAGAUGUCAUAUUACACUUGAAAAUUAUGCUGCUUAUUUUCUAAGUGAAAUAGUACAGCUAUAGCUUGUAAUAAGAAAACAAUCUGCCAGUGAAACAACUGAAAAUUGCUUGAGGAGUUUUGAAAUAAUAUGCAUUUGUAUAAAAACAUGUCCCUUUUCAUAUGAUUAUGUGUUAUAUUAAUAUCUUAAUGAGAUAAUUUGACUAGAAAUUAAGUAUAUAUGGUGACAGUUUUUCCCUCACCUGAUUCAUUUGCCUUGGCUGAGCCUGAGGAGGUGGACUGUCCCUGGGCUGAGUCAGUGCCUCCUCCAAAAUACUUAAACAGUGCUCCUGGGGAAGUUUCAUAUAACUUAUGAGCAUAACAGGGAGUUGUUUUAAAAGGAAUAUGUUUAUUUACUCACAUAAAUUACUAUGCUCUGCAGCAAACAACAUAUCUCAAACUAUAAGUUAACUGAGUUAAUUCAUUAAUGCAAAAACACAAUGCUAGCAAACGUCACUGCGUCUGUAAUUAAUGUUAGUUGUUAUUAAACAUUUGCUAUCAAACGUUAUCAAAAAUGUUUUGAUGCCAAAAAGCGACCCAGAGAAAAAAGAAAAAAAAAAAAUAUAUAUAUAUGAUUUGUAGUAUUACGCAAACACAAACACGUUAGCUUGAACAGUAAGCUAUCUAACCUACCAGUUAAAAAAGACAUUUCUCUGGCUUUGAACUAACGUUAGCUUGCUAAUUUGCUAUUGUAGGCUAACGUAGUUGGAACAAAAUAUCAACAAUAAUUAGGGACUUUCCUAAUUUGAGGAAACUUUUCAAAAUCUCCUUGACACCAAACGUUACAUUACCAAGACAUGCAAACAUACCUUUAUCUUGUCGUUUUUUCUCCUCUUCCUCUCUCUUCUUUCUUCUUUUUCUUUCUUCUGCCCCUGAAGGGUAUGUCCUUUGUUGCACGGCUGGAUGCACGCCUUACUAGCGGAGCUCUGACAUUUAGAGCAGAGAGACAGUAGGAAGCUACACUCUGUUAACAUAAUAUUGUCUUUUUGUACAAAAAUGUACAUUUGAUUGAUAUAUGAAUCAUCAUCACUCACACAUGGAAAAAAAUAAUUAUUUUUUUCUUUUUUGAAGUUAAUUGCUCUUGGGCCCCCUAUGGGUCACGGGGCCCUAAGCAGGUGCUUAGUUCGCUUAUGCCUUGGGCGGGCUCUGAAAAUAGGCUAUACGAUAAAGAACUGUUUAGUUUUGUUUUUUUGCCACGAUAAAUGUUAGAGCUAUAUCCUGAUAUAUUGUGUGACUGAAACAAUGUGUCUUUAAUAUGAUUUUGCAUAGCUUAACAUAAUUAGACGUUAAUGAGACUAUUUCGUUUGAUAAUGUUUAGAACCUAAAAAGUGAUUUCAGUCUUUUUUUUUUUUUUUUUUCCAAUAAAUGUUGAUUUGCUUAACUUUGCAAUGCUCUGCAGUUUAUUGGGUCACAAUAGCACUCGUAUUCUAAUCUACAGCAUAUAUUUGAUCAAGGUGUAUUUCUGCAUUACAUAUUAUUGAAUGAAAAUAGAAAAAUAAAUGCAUAUACCAAACA
Messenger RNA from Epinephelus fuscoguttatus (brown-marbled grouper), 3074 nucleotides. RefSeq names its product myb-related transcription factor, partner of profilin-like. The transcript has 3 exons. The record is from RefSeq and is a predicted model, not a curated record. The coding region runs from base 65 to 868 and encodes 267 amino acids. NCBI's taxonomy places the organism in Eukaryota, Metazoa, Chordata, Actinopteri, Perciformes, Serranidae. Gene Ontology annotation, cellular component: nucleus.